Knipowitschia caucasica is the source of this 2331-nucleotide messenger RNA. Lineage: Eukaryota; Metazoa; Chordata; Actinopteri; Gobiiformes; Gobiidae. The record is from the annotation of a GenBank genome assembly.
AUGCGAGGAGAAGACCAUGCCAGAGGCUGGGGAGGCCACCCUUCCUGGGCCGGGUCCGCGGCGAAGCCCCUCCAGACGAUGGGACUUAAGAGCUGGGCCUCAGGAGGACCAUCCAGGCCUCAGGAGGACCAUCCAGGCCUCAGGAGGACCAUCCAGGCCUCAGGAGGACCAUCCAGGCCUCAGGAGGACUAUCCAGGCCUCAGGAGGACCAUCCAGGCCUCAGGAGGACCAUCCAGGCCUCAGGAGGACUAUCCAGGCCUCAGGAGGACCAUCCAGGCCUCAGGAGGACCAUCCAGGCCUCAGGAGGACCAUCCAGGCCUCAGGAGGACUAUCCAGGCCUCAAGAGGACCAUCCAGGCCUCAGGAGGACCAUCCAGGCCUCAGGAGGACCAUCCAGGCCUCAGGAGGACUUUCCAGGCCUCAGGAGGACCAUCCAGGCCUCAGGAGGACUAUCCAGGCCUCAGGAGGACCAUCCAGGCCUCAGGAGGACCAUCCAGGCCUCAGGAGGACUAUCCAGGCCUCAGGAGGACCAUCCAGGCCUCAGGAGGACCAUCCAGGCCUCAGGAGGACCAUCCAGGCCUCAGGAGGACUAUCCAGGCCUCAGGAGGACCAUCCAGGCCUCAGGAGGACCAUCCAGGCCUCAGGAGGACCAUCCAGGCCUCAGGAGGACUAUCCAGGCCUCAGGAGGACCAUCCAGGCCUCAGGAGGACCAUCCAGGCCUCAGGAGGACUAUCCAGGCCUCAGGAGGACCAUCCAGGCCUCAGGAGGACUAUCCAGGCCUCAGGAGGACCAUCCAGGCCUCAGGAGGACUAUCCAGGCCUCAGGAGGACCAUCCAGGCCUCAGGAGGACUAUCCAGGCCUCAGUAGGACCAUCCAGGCCUCAGGAGGACCAUCCAGGCCUCAGGAGGACCAUCCAGGCCUCAGGAGGACCAUCCAGGCCUCAGGAGGACUAUCCAGGCCUCAGAAGGACCAUCCAGGCCUCAGGAGGACCAUCCAGGCCUCAGAGGACCAUCCAGGCCUCAGGAGGACUGUCCAGGCCUCAGGAGGACCAUCCAGGCCUCAGGAGGACUAUCCAGGCCUCAGGAGGACCGUCCAGGCCUCAGGAGGACUGUCCAGGCCUCAGGAGGACCGUCCAGGCCUCAGGAGGACUAUCCAGGCCUCAGGAGGACCAUCCAGGCCUCAGGAGGACUAUCCAGGCCUCAGGAGGACCAUCCAGGCCUCAGGAGGACCAUCCAGGCCUCAAGAGGACUAUCCAGGCCUCAGGAGGACCAUCCAGGCCUCAGGAGGACCAUCCAGGCCUCAGGAGGACUAUCCAGGCCUCAGGAGGACUAUCCAGGCCUCAGUAGGACCAUCCAGGCCUCAGGAGGACCAUCCAGGCCUCAGGAGGACCAUCCAGGCCUCAGGAGGACUUUCCAGGCCUCAGGAGGACCAUCCAGGCCUCAGGAGGACCAUCCAGGCCUCAGAAGGACCAUCCAGGCCUCAGGAGGACUAUCCAGGCCUCAGGAGGACCAUCCAGGCCUCAGGAGGACCAUCCAGGCCUCAGGAGGACCAUCCAGGCCUCAGGAGGACUAUCCAGGCCUCAGGAGGACCAUCCAGGCCUCAGGAGGACUAUCCAGGCCUCAGGAGGACCAUCCAGGCCUCAGGAGGACUAUCCAGGCCUCAGGAGGACCAUCCAGGCCUCAGGAGGACUUUCCAGGCCUCAGGAGGACUAUCCAGGCCUCAGGAGGACCAUCCAGGCCUCAGGAGGACCAUCCAGGCCUCAGUAGGACUAUCCAGGCCUCAGGAGGACCAUCCAGGCCUCAGGAGGACUAUCCAGGCCUCAGGAGGACCAUCCAGGCCUCAGGAGGACUAUCCAGGCCUCAGGAGGACCAUCCAGGCCUCAGGAGGACUAUCCAGGCCUCAGGAGGACUAUCCAGGCCUCAGUAGGACCAUCCAGGCCUCAGGAGGACCAUCCAGGCCUCAGGAGGACUAUCCAGGCCUCAGGAGGACUAUCCAGGCCUCAGUAGGACCAUCCAGGCCUCAGGAGGACCAUCCAGGCCUCAGGAGGACCAUCCAGGCCUCAGGAGGACCAUCCAGGCCUCAGGAGGACCAUCCAGGCCUCAGGAGGACCAUCCAGGCCUCAGUAGGACCAUCCAGGCCUCAGGAGGACCAUCCAGGCCUCAGGAGGACCAUCCAGGCCUCAGGAGGACCAUCCAGGCCUCAGGAGGACCAUCCAGGCCUCAGGAGGACCAUCCAGGCCUCAGGAGGACCAUCCAGGCCUGCUGCUGUUGCAUACAGCCUUGAUAAUCGCACCUAUGGCAGUCCGCCUCUGCUUCAUCUCUGUCCACUUUGA